UCCAAUCAGAGAGCUCCCUGGUUAGCAUUCUCCUAUUGGCUUGCUCGGGCUGCCCGUCAGUGACAUUGAGAACAUUGCAAUUUGUUGAGCCUCUUUCAAUUACAACAACAUCGGACAAGACUGGUUCCGUGAUUUUCUGUUACUGAGUAAUGUCCAAACAUGUCCGGCAGUAGGAGGAAGAGGCGAUUUCGCUAUUCUGCUCAAGAAGCUGCAAGCACAAAUGUAUACAGAACGCCAGACUACAUGGAAGUAUUGACAACUCAAUACAAUGAAAAGUGUAAAGUAGAAUCAAGUACAGAAUCUGAAUCUGAUGCCUGUGCCACUAAUGAGGCAUUGAUGAAUGCAAGUUUACCAGCUUCUAUAAAGAAUCAUGCAACAGUGAAACAAUAUUUGGAUCCAUAUGAUGGUGACUUGGAAAGUACAUCAAGUGAAUCGGAUAGUGGUCAAGAUUUUCUGCUGGAUGCUUGCACUGAGAAGAUAAAUUAUCAGUCCCACGCUUUUGUAGCAAUUGACAGAAAAAAGUUGCCAGUAACACUUUACAAACAAUCCUUGCAGCCAACCUUUGAACCUGAGUGUAGUUGUAAAGAGUUAAACUAUGCACACAUGGAACCUGUGUUCACUGGUGAGGUGAUUCUACAAUCUUCUAGUGAAUCAGAAGUACCUUCUAAUAGAGUACGUGAUUUGAAAUUUCCAAUGAGACUUGCCUCAAAUACCAAACUGAAGCCGUUUGGAUCGUUGGAUUUGGGGAUGCUGACCGAGUCUCCCGCUGAAAACUCAGACAUUGGAGAAGAACAUGGAUUUAUGACCAUGCUAGCUCUGCAAAGCCCUGGGAAACAUUAUCUCAGUCGUCAAGAUGCCCACCUAUCCUCAGGACAAAUCUUAAAGACGUGUCAUGAAAAAGGGAUGUUCACGCCAAAGAGAAAACAUGGAAACUCUUUGUUUGAUACAGGUGGUGAUCGGAUAAAUAAAAAGAAAAGCCGUGUGAUCAAAAACUGAGGAUGAAGAGGAUCAAACAAAAUGUAUCUAAUUGAUCUAGAGCAACUGAGAAAGGAAUGUGAUUGCAGUUGUACACUGAAAAGAUGCAAAACAUUGAAGAUUUUUGAAAUUAAUUUCCUUUUGAAGCUUAAUGUAUAUGGUUUGUCUAGACAUUGACUUGAUCAGCCUAGAAAUGCAUCCAUUAUUUAAUUCAUAGCCUGAAAUUUACACACUUGCUACCAGUCUUUCAAACAAAAGUUAUCUUCAUUGUUCUUUACUCACACAAAGGGAAAUGGUAAUGAUGACUUGAAGAAAAAUGAUAGAACACUAAAGGUAGCAGCUCAGCCUUUUUGCAUCAGCAACUUGGCAGGAGGGAGGGGUGGAAAUGCAUGAAAGUGAGCAUUGCCAAGUCCUGCAAUUUUUCUCUUCAAAUGUUCCAGACCCCACCCUCCACCCCAACCAAUUAAACCUACUUGCAAGUAUAUUCUCUAGCAAUCCAUUCCGAAAUGUUAUUUUGUGCUGGCUUUUGUUUUACAAGGUGGUGUUCUUUGGUUUAAGAUCAUUUCCUCCCCCCAAAUGGGAACUGUUUCUUCCACAUGAUUUUGAACACCACUGUGCUUUGGAGAAGCUAUUUAUUUUCUUUAAUGUCCACUUAACUAAAUCACACAUGUGGAAUUGAUUCUGAAGACUACAAGAGAUGGAUGGAAGUAGAAGUAGGGCAUAUGGUCAAGAUUAUAACUAAACUGAUAACACUUUCCUGCCUUUUCACCAUAAAUUUUGAAUAUAUUUAAAUUCCUUUCAUUGAAUUCUUUUAAUGAGAUAUGCUUUGCAGCUAAUCAGUGUUUGUUAGUGCAUAGAUCAGGAAACAGUCGUAACAAUCACAUUGCAGGUACUUCAAACAAAGGACAGUACACAACUUCAAGAGAUGUGUGUACAUGUUCAUUAAGACUUGUUUAGUAAUUUGUCUGCCUAAAGAUCAAAAUAAUGUCUAUCAUGGCAACAUUUGUUCAAUCAGGUUUUCUUCCAAGCUUGGUCAGAAACUCCAAACAAAUUGGUCAAGUUGGGAGUAAAUCCUUUUAGUUUGCACAAGAGGCUUGUUACUUAAUUCUGUGGAGCUGAUGAUUGAGUGCAACACAAUGGUGGGAGAUGACACAUGAUUUGAAGGAAAACUGGGUUAAAAACUAUUGCUCACUGAAGAAAUAUUUUUGUUCUAAAUUUGGCUUAUACCUUUUGAAUUUGUCUUUUCACAUUUUUUCCUGGUUUGUAAUGCAUAGUCAUGCCAACAGCAUAGGUUAAAUUUCCACAGUGGCAAAGGUCAAUCCUUCUGAAUCUUGCAUCCCAACUGGAGGUAUGAUGAUAGAGGUUAAAUCACCAAAUCGUCUCUUCAAAGAUAUCAGCCCUAUCAAUUCAUUAAGACAAUGAUAAAUUUAUCUAUGCAUUUUGCAAUUAUUAACAAUUUGCCAAAGACCAUUAUGAAACAUCACCUUUUGAGGUUGCUAAAAUAAGGCUCACCUGCACCAGCCUUUGGCCUCCUAACAUUUGGAUCUAUAAUUUAAGCAGCACUUUUAUUCGAGGAGUCACCAUUCUGCCUAGCUUGAAUUACUGCUCUUUUUGAAUAGGUUAAUGUAAGUGAGCACGCUUUUAAACUAUAUUGGGCCCAAGGUUGGGAGGCGGUGAUAAAACAAUUCCUUCAAAAUUGCUAAUAAUACUAGCAUGGCUCUA
Molecule: messenger RNA, 2697 nt
Organism: Rhincodon typus (whale shark)
Lineage: Eukaryota; Metazoa; Chordata; Chondrichthyes; Orectolobiformes; Rhincodontidae
Exons: 6
Coding region: 160-996 (278 amino acids)
Source: RefSeq, a predicted model, not a curated record